CAGGGAGAAGACACUAUGACCUCCACCCUCACAGCCCUGCUCUGCCUCGGGCUGAGUGUGGGCCUCAGGACCCCAGUGCAGGCAGGGACCCUCCCCAAGCCCACCCUCUGGGCUGAGCCAGGCCCUGUGAUCCCCUUGGGGAGCCCUGUGACCAUCUGGUGUCAGGGGACCCCAGGGGCUGAGGAAUACCGUCUGGAGAAAGAGGGAAGCCCAGCACCAUGGAAAAGACAGAAGCCACAGGAGCCCGGGGACAAGGCCAAGUUCUCCAUCACACACAUGACAGAGCAUGAUGCAGGGAGAUAUCAGUGUUACUACCUCAGCUCCAAAAGCGGGUCAGAGCGCAGUGACCCCCUGGAGCUGGUGGUGACAGGAGCCUACAGCAAACCCAGCCUCUCAGCCCUGCCCAGCCCUGUGGUGACCUCAGGAGGGAAUGUGACCCUCCGGUGUGGCUCAGGGCAGGGAUUUGACAGGUUCAUUCUGACUGAGGAAGGAGACCACAGGCUCUCCUGGACCCUGGACUCACAGCCACAGCCCAGUGGGCAGUCCCAGGCCCUGUUUCCUGUGGGCCCCGUGACCCCCAUUCACAGAUGGACAUUAAGAUGCUAUGGCUGCUACAGGAAUAUAUCUCAGGUGUGCUCACCACUUAGUGAACCCCUGGAGCUCCUGGUCCCAGGUGAGUCUGGGAAGCCCUCCCUCCUCAGCCAGCCGGGCCCCAUCGUGGCCUCUGGACAGAGCCUGACCCUCCAGUGUCGCUCUGAUGUCGGCUAUGACAGAUUCGCUCUGCACAAGGAGGGGGCACAGGACCUCCCCCAGAGCCUUGUCCUGAAGCCCCAGGCUGGGCUCUCUCAGGCCCACUUCCCCCUGGACAUUACCAAUGGCUCCCACGGGGGCCGGUACAGAUGCUACGGUGGAUACAACGUCUCCUCUGAGUGGUCGGCCCCCAGUGACCCCCUGGACAUCCUGGUGGCAGGACACCUGCCUGACAGACCAUCACUCUUGGUGCAGCCAGGCCCCAGGGUGGCCUCAGGACAGAACGUGACCCUGAGGUGUCAGUCACAGAGCCCGAGGGACACGUUCCUUCUGUCCAAGGAGGGGGCAGUCGAUCCCCCCCUGCAUCUGAGAUCAGACCACCGAGCUCAGCAGUACCAGGCAGAGUUCUCCAUGAGUCCUGUGACCUCAGCCCACAGGGGCACCUACAGGUGCUACAGCUCAGUCAGCACCUCCCCCUUCCUGCUGUCACUCCCCAGUGAGCCCCUGGAGCUCCUGGUCUCAGGAGACGUCCCCAAACCCUCCAUCUGGGCUAACCCAGGCCCCAUCGUCACCAACAAGAGCUCUGUGACCAUCUGGUGUCAGGGGUCUCUGCAGGCUAGUGCCUACAUUCUAUAUAAAGAGAGGGGCUCUGAGCCCUGGGAAACCAGGAUCCCACAGGACUCCAGCAACAAGGCCGGUUUCCUCAUUGAAGCCACCACCCCAGCCCACGCAGGGCUAUACGAGUGUGCAUAUUACACCACUGAGGACAUACUGUCCCAGAGGAGUGACCCCCUGCUCCUGGUGGUGACAGGAGUGGGCGAUGCACCCUCCCUCUCAGCCCAGCCAAGCCCUGUGGUGGCCUCAGGAGGGAACAUGUCCCUCUCCUGUAGCUCUAACCUCACAUCGGGCCCUUUCCAUCUGCUGAAGGAGGGAGGGGCUGACCCUCCCCGACACAUGGAAGCAGAAUGGAGGAUGCAUGCUGAAAAUUGGCAGGCCAUCUUCUCUCUGAGCCCUGUGGGCCCCCCCCAUGGAGGGACCUACAGAUGCUAUGGUUCUUCCAGCUCCUACCCCAACGUGUGGUCACAGCCCAGUGCACCUCUGCACAUCGAGGUCACAGGUGUGCACAGGGAGCCCGCCCUCUCGGCCCAGCCAGGCUCGCUGGUGCUGCCUGGACACAGCCUGACCCUCCAGUGCCACGCAGAGGCCGGCUUUGACACAUUCGCUCUGACCAAGGACGAGGGGCUCACACCUGCCCAGCGUCUCGAUGGGCAGCACAGCCCCCACUUCCCCCUGGGCCACGUGAACCACACCCACGGGGGCCGGUACAGAUGCUACAGUGGACACAGCCUCUCCUCUGUGUGGUCGGCCCCCAGUGCCCCACUGGACAUCCUGGUGGCAGGAAUGUACAGGAAACCCUCCCUCUCAGCCCAGCCGGGACCCUCAGUGCCCUGGGGAGUGACGGUGACCCUGCAGUGUGGGUCUGAGAUCUGGUUGGACACCUUCCACCUGCACAGGGAGGGGUCACUGGACCCUCCCCAGCACCUCCAUCUGCAGGACACGUCUGCACCCUCUCAGGCCACCUUCACCCUCAGUCCUGUGACCUCAGGCCACCAGGGGACCUACAGGUGCUAUGGCUCAAACAGCACCUCCCCCUACCUGCUGUCACAGCCCAGCGACCCCCUGCAGCUGGUGGUUUCAGACUACACAGUGGAGAAUCUCAUCCGGAUGGGCGUGGCUGGCUUGGUCCUGGUGGUGCUCGGGGUGCUGCUAUUUCAGGCUCGAAACGACACCAGAAGGACCCUCCAUGCAGCCAGGAUGUGA
Myotis lucifugus (little brown bat) is the source of this 2571-nucleotide messenger RNA. RefSeq names its product leukocyte immunoglobulin-like receptor subfamily A member 2. Gene Ontology annotation, biological process: cytokine-mediated signaling pathway. Lineage: Eukaryota; Metazoa; Chordata; Mammalia; Chiroptera; Vespertilionidae. The record is from RefSeq and is a predicted model, not a curated record. The transcript has 11 exons. Gene Ontology annotation, molecular function: inhibitory MHC class I receptor activity. Bases 16 to 2571 code for a protein of 851 amino acids.